This is a messenger RNA of Conger conger (European conger), 3306 nucleotides long. It is a transcript of the gene usf2, whose product is annotated as upstream transcription factor 2, c-fos interacting. Bases 658 to 1584 code for a protein of 308 amino acids. Lineage: Eukaryota; Metazoa; Chordata; Actinopteri; Anguilliformes; Congridae. Gene Ontology annotation, biological process: regulation of transcription by RNA polymerase II. The transcript is spliced from 10 exons. The record is from RefSeq and is a predicted model, not a curated record. Gene Ontology annotation, molecular function: protein dimerization activity; RNA polymerase II cis-regulatory region sequence-specific DNA binding; DNA-binding transcription factor activity, RNA polymerase II-specific.
AGUGAUGUUCGACACAGUAACUGAUUCAGCCUCAUUAGUUACCCAAAACCGGAAGCGAUCACUUGUAAAUGUAGCGCAGAAUUAACAAAAUCUCAAACAAAAUGGUUGUAACAGGUUUGUUUCGUUGAAAAGAAAAAUAUUUGACGGUAUCUUGUCGAACGUUAGAAACAAAACCAAAACAAAAUUUGCUGGAGCAACACAGAAGAACCAGGUUCUAGUCCACUUCAUAUUUUGUUUCCAGCAACCGCAGCCUCAAAUUUGCGGACUGAUACAGACAAUUCAGCGCUAUUGUACCACAGCAAGUAAGGUUAAUCUGGGUCGAGAAAAACGAAAAGAAAUAUCAAAAUUUGAAUGAAAAUUAAAGGAACCAUUUAAAAACAAACGCAUUGAAAACACAAUCCUGGUCGCACCCUUACUUAAACGAUCGGUAUACACACGUACGCAUACGGCCUUUCCGCAUUAACGCAAGAAAAAACGCAGCUCAGGGGACGCGAAACUCCAACCUCGCAGCCGUCUCCAUUUUAACUCCAAGCCCGUUUGUACCUCACGUGUUCUGGACUGUCUUUCUCACAUGACCGGUGUGUUUGUCCCCGUGAUCAACACUUCCAUCUCCGUCUGUCUGUGUCCCUGAAUAUCACGUUUUAAUUUUUAACCCCCAUGGAUAUGCUAGAACAGAGUUUGGACACCACUACGAGUCACGACAAACAGGACACCGGGGACACUGUGCAGGAAGGGGAAGUUCCAGGCAGGGAAAAGCACUCCACAAUUGCCAUAGCGAACAUUCAGGAGACGGGUGCUUUCACCGACCAUAAUGUCCAGUACCAGUUCCGCACAGAGAACAGUGGUGGACAGGUGACGUACCGUGUCGUCCAGCUAACGGACGACCAGCUCGAGGCGGGAGGUGAUGGGAGCGGGGCCGUCAGCGUGGUCUCUGCAGCUGCCUUCUCGGGGGCGCAAGUCGCACAGGCCGUGAUCCAGAACCCCUUCAGUAAUGGCGGGAGUCCCGCUGGGGAGUCUGUUUCUGGAGAGACACGUUUCUACUUCCCCGCUGCGGCCAUGAGCGACGGCACGGGCGCCGUGUCGGUCCAGACCACCGCCGAGCCCAGCCUCACUCAGGCAGGAGGCCAGCUGUAUGUGAUGAUGAAUACUCCUGACGUGCUGCAGACCGUGGCCCCCCGAACCAUCGCCCCCCGCACACACCCUUACACCACGAAGUUGGAUGGGCCUCGGGUGCCAAGAGAUGAUAGGAGGAGGGCACAGCACAAUGAAGUGGAGAGACGGAGAAGGGACAAGAUCAAUAACUGGAUUGUCACCCUGUCCAAGAUGAUCCCCGACUGCACCAUUGACAGCACCAAGACUGGCGCAAGCAAAGGCGGUAUUCUGUCCAAGGCCUGUGACUACAUUCAGGAGCUCAGGCAGAACAACCAGAGACUUCAAGACAGUUUCAAGGAUGUGGAGAGAGUGCAGGUGGACAAUGAGCUGCUCAGACAGCAGAUCGAGGAGCUGAAGAACGAAAACGCGCUCCUGCGCGCCCAACUACAGCAGCACGGGAUCGAAGCGGCGGGAGAGACCGUGUCGCAGUGAGACAGGAUCGCGCUCACGCCCACGGGGGUGCGGAGCGACGGGACGGGACAGGAGGAAGAGGACGCCGCUCCCGACGAAGAGCGGCCCUCUGUGACUCUUCUCUCCCCGCGGACAUCACACUCACGAGUAGCGGGCGGAGCGGACCCUGUAGUACUUCCCCUUCCGCUUUUAAAGACUCACAACCUUCUCACAACGUUCCUGUCCAGAUGCAGGGAGGCUGCAUCCUCUCCUGCACGUAUUCAUUACGAAUCGAGGGCGACCUUCAUGCACAUUAUUACCAUUGGUUUAUUCUCAGUAUAUUUCAGGUUGUUUUUAGUAAAAUUUUUGUUGUAAUUCUUUUUUUUUUUUGUCCUUCAGUGUAGCUUGUUUGGUUAUGUCAAUGUCUGCUUUAAUGUGAGUUGCGGGGGUGGACGCAAGGUGGCAGUUGGAGUGCUGCACGGGGUCAAACAAAAUGGCCGCCCCAGCACCCUGGGCUUGGCUUCUAGGGCAAUUCCUCAGCUCUACAGCUGGUAAUGCUGCCUCAGUGUAGCCUCCUCCAUUCAGAUGACUGAUUUUGUAAAUGAUUGAAUAAUUACCAGGCUUUUUUUUAUCUGACAGUAAUGCAUGUAAUGGUGUAGCGUGGGGAUCUCCCAUUCCCGAGACGCUGCGCUCACUCACACAAAGUGACGCAGAGUUGACCGUGAUGUACAAAGCUGCUCAAACGCUUUGGGAUGAAGGAUAGAAGCUGUGAUUUGUCCUUUUUUUUGGGAGGCAGUGUGCUGGCAUUGUUGCGUUGGGAGCCUGUGACUAUGUGUAUUGGAGUUCACCAAUAUCUGUGUUGAGGAAGUGUGUGUGUGUGAGAGCGAGCGUGAGCGUCUGUGUAUGUGAGCGUCUGGUGUGGUUCUGGGGCAGAUUAUCUGCAAGUUUGUUGUUAUGCUAGUUUAUUUUUCAGCAUAUCAUGCAUUGUGUUCAGCGCAGAGGAAUUGGAGCACUGAGCCUUUGUCAGCUUAAUUAAGAUGCAAAUGCUUUAGCCUGUACCUACAAAAAUGUACACAGAAGGGUAUUUCAUUUUGGGUUUUGAUUAACUGUAAAAUGUUCACAUUAUUUUAUUUUGUUCUUCCUCAAAUAACCUUGAUGAGGUUAUGAGGAUUGCUGAAUGAUUCAUUGACAGAGGCCAGAAGAGGAUCAACUGAACGGCCAAAUCAUUGACAUUCUUCAACGUGCGUUUCCCAUCUUUAAACUCUCAGCCCAAGAGACUUCACAACGCUGUCUACAAACAGCCUUUCCUAAGUUCAGCAAUAUUCACUGCUUAUUGGGAUGGAGUGAUUGUGUGACAAUUCCUGUAAAAAUGAAAGAUUUGAUAAGCUAAGGACUAAACUCUGGUCUGUAAUGUAAAUCCGUAUGUUGGUGUAAAGAGUCUGAAUUUCUAGAUUUAGAAAUUUGAUAGAUUUUUCUAAAUCAAAUUAGAUUUGAUUUGUUUUAUUUACCAGUUAAUAUAGGCUGGAGGCCAAACGCAUAGAGACAAUUUUUUCGGUAAAAAAAAAAAGAAGAAGGAAAAAGCAUUCAAAAAGAUAUUUAUUUGUAUCUUUUUUAAUGUCUAAAAAAGUCGCCAGAUGACAGCAGCAAUGGAAUAAUGGGAGGACGGUCCCUUACCGAGAACUAAUCUCUCACCAAUAGCAUGCCAAGGAUGGGAAUUUUAUAAACAAGGAAAAAAUAAAGACUUGAGUUAUUUGUCUGAGUCUG